Messenger RNA from Penaeus chinensis, 1980 nucleotides. Its product is annotated as GTP-binding protein REM 1-like. NCBI's taxonomy places the organism in Eukaryota, Metazoa, Arthropoda, Malacostraca, Decapoda, Penaeidae. Gene Ontology annotation, molecular function: calcium channel regulator activity; GTP binding; GTPase activity. The coding region runs from base 1 to 648 and encodes 215 amino acids. The record is from RefSeq and is a predicted model, not a curated record. The transcript has 4 exons. Gene Ontology annotation, cellular component: plasma membrane.
AUGACGCUUAACGAUGAAAAAGAGCUAUCAAAAUGCAAAGCUUCGGGAAUUGAACAUUUCGAGAAGUGGAGAUUGGAAAAUCACGGAAUUACUUUGUGUCCGGGAGUCACACCGAGGAGAAAUUCCAGGUUGGAUGCAAGUCUCCGAAUUGGCGAGAAGGAAUGUAGAAGAUUCAGGAUACGAGAAGGCCACGCGGAUGGCUGGGUGGUCGUGUACGCCAUCAACGACCGCGAGAGCUUCAAGACGGCGUCGACGGUGCUGGGUCGUGUGUGGUCGUUGGGUCACGUGACUCAGAGAGCGGUGAUCCUCGUGGCCAACAAGACCGACCUUCAGCGCACUCGGGUCGUCACCACGUCGGAGGGCCGCACCCUGGCCAUGACCUACGAGUGCAAGUUCAUCGAAGUGAGCGCCGGCAUCGAUCACAACGUGGAUGAGCUCCUCGUCGGCAUCCUGACCCAGAUCCGUCUGAAGAACCAGGUCCUGAGCAGCGAGAACCAGGAGGCUCCGGGGUCGGCUCCCGAGGGCUCCCCCACCGCCACGCAGCAGAGGACGCGCCACAAAAACAGUUUUCGAGUCAAGGGCAUCCUGAAUAAACUCCUGAACAAAGACCGCAAAACCAAGUCGUGUGAGAAUUUGCACGUGUUGUGAGGCCUGAGUAAAGUGGAAUUCAUUUAUUUUAUGAAUUAAUUUACCUAUUUUUUGAACGACUUGGCAGUUCCAGUGAUACAAGAAAAGCGGCGUCCUUGAAAUAUGUGUGGAAGAAAACAAGAGAAAAAUGCUGUUGAAGCUUAUACGAAGGGAUGAAUAUUUUUUUCUUAUAUUACUUAUAUAUUUCAUCUAGAAUUCUGCCUUUUCAUAUCAGUCAAAUGCAUUUUGUUGUUCUUAUCUUACCCCUAAGAGAAUCUUGUAAAAUCUAAUAUUCAGUUGAAAACUUGAGAUAUCCAUAUUCUUUAUAUUCCAUGAUUAGGUCUUGAGGGAAUUCAGAAUUUCUCCUUAAGAAAGGCUCGGAAAAGCUGGAAUCUAGAAAAUUCGGGAAGGAAGGAAGACUGUACGUGUUCGAUUUUUGUAACAAGACGUGACUCAAAGAAUCUAUCGAUGGAGAUAUGUGUUUGUACGUGUAUCAAAAACAUUUCCCGAAUUCUCCCACACGAUGAUGUGUUUGAUGUGUAUGUCGUUAAUUCUUUUUUUUAUAUCUUACGUGAAAAAAAAUGUGGUUUGUCUUCCUCGCUCAUUGUAUAACUUGACUUGAAGACUUUCGUGCCUGAGAUAAUUUUGAUAUAUCACAAAAUGAAGCUCUUUUGUGUUCCCGAUUGGAUGUAUAUGUGUGUGUGUGUGAAGUCAAUUUCCGUGUACAUCUCCAGUGAAUUUUCAGUUAUCGAGAAUAUACAUAUUGUACUGAUUCUGCUGUAAGACUGAUGCCGAUACUGUAACUGUCCUGGUCAUAUUUCAUAAAUGACGUAUUAGCAACCCAGCAAUAUAUUCUACUUAAUGUUUGCAUCUGUCUGGGAAAAUUCCGCGGUCUCUACGUGUGUUGCUUUCAAAAUGUAACAGUGAUUUCUGAAACGAAUGUCAGUAGAAUUUUUCAUGGCAGGAACACCGAGAUCAGAUAAAACCGUUAGUAUUGUUCUAUGAAACAAUUUUUCAUUGCAAUUUGAAAAUAUGGCUAUAUGAAUUCUAACAAAAUCAGUAAACGGAUACUUUUAAUAACUGUACCAGGCAAAGGAACAGAAGUUGGUGUAAUGUAAUUUUAUGUGACUUAAAAGCAACAGCUUAAUAAAACACUUCUUGUGUUUUCUACUUAACUUUCAUAUUCAUCUAUUUUUGUAUGUGUCUGUGGAAGAUAACAUUAGAUCUGUGAUGAUAUAUUGGUAAAUUGUAUAUCUAUUCUCUUUGCUACGCUCGUUCUGGUAGUGCGAGUCGAGUAAGAAAAUAACUACUAACUUCUUAACUUUGUACAUGUCAAUAAAUGAUAUGUUUGUA